CCCGCCCCGCCUCGUUAAAUCACGCCCGCCCCCGAGCCCGAGGAGGAGGAGGAGUCCAGCGAGGGGACAGACCGGACUGACGCAGACCCGGCAGCGGAAAGAGGAGACAGCCGCGUCCGUCCGUCCGUCCUCGAGGCCCCGGCCGGAGAUUUCUCCGCCCGUGCCGAGCGUCACCGGAGCAGAGCCAGCUGUGCGGAGCCGCGGAAGGCCCCGCCGGCGAGGUGGUCUCAGCCUCUCAGAGAAGCGCGCAGAGCCCCCCGCGGCGCCGGCCGGCCGGCGUAGGAAGGAUCCACAGAUGGGCUGCGCGUUCUCGUCGUCGCCGUCGCCACGGAAGCGUGAGCAGCGCGCCCAAGGGUACGAGGAGCCCGCCGUCCUCGCCGCCGAGACCUCCUUCACGGUGAACGAGGUGGAGGCGCUGUACGAGCUCUACAAGAAGCUCAGCUUCUCCAUCUUCAAGGACGGCCUCAUCCACAAGGAGGAGUUCCGGCUGGCUCUGUUCAGGACCAGCAGAGGGGCGAACCUGUUCGCGGACAGGGUGUUCGACCUCUUCGAUCUCAAGCGCAACGGCGUGAUCGAGUUCGGCGAGUUCGUGCGCUCGCUCAGCAUCUUCCACCCCAAAGCGCCUGAAUCUGAAAAGACCGCGUUUGCAUUCAAGCUGUACGAUCUGAGGGGGACAGGCUACAUCGAGAAAGAAGAGCUCCGGGAGAUGGUGGUGGCGCUUCUUGAUGAGUCCGACCUAUGUCUCUCCGAUAGCGCCGUCGAGGAGAUUGUCCAUAAUACGUUCAGUCAAGCAGACUCGGAUGGUGAUGGCAGGAUAGACCCCAAGGAAUGGGAGGAGUUUGUCAAGAAGAACCCAGCGUCGCUGAGGAACAUGUCACUGCCCUAUCUCCAGUGAGUACCAUCAUCUGCUGCUCUACUUUCCAUUACUGCUCACAGCUGAUGUUUCCUUUUAAUUUCUCAGAAUUGGUAGUUCAGCUUCACCUGCGAUUUCUUAGUUUAAUCUUCUUCUGAUACAAAAAUGCGGCAUUUAGAUGAGUGCCAUCAGUUAUGCCAUGCUAGAGAGUAGAGAUCUUUUU
Messenger RNA from Triticum urartu, 1076 nucleotides. The record is from RefSeq and is a predicted model, not a curated record. NCBI's taxonomy places the organism in Eukaryota, Viridiplantae, Streptophyta, Magnoliopsida, Poales, Poaceae.